AGGUGCUUUUGUAAAUCAGAAUUUUUAAUACCGUGAUAUAGCUAAGCUUUAUUAUAACAUCAUUUUUGGGUAUUCUUUUUUAUGGGAUCACCUUAGGAAAUAAUAAAAAAUUAUCAUUUUUUUACACAUCUGUAAUUAAGCUCUGUAUAGGAUGCAUGGUGGAAGAUAAGAAUGAAAACAAUAAUAGGUAAAGUUUAUUUAUUUAAUCCCAUAACCAACCACUAAGCAUUUAUCUAAUGUAAAUUCUACCAUUAUCCAUAUUUUUUUUAGAGAAAAAGAAACUGAGUUAUUAAGUAACUUGUCCAUCUAGGAUUACACGCACAGCUAAUAAAUGAAACUCAAAUGCAAAUCUGUGCUCUUAGUUACUAAGUUGUUGAUUUCUGUUCCUUAAUAUUUUCAUAGCAAGAUUUCAAUGUCAUAACUCCACCCACCUGGUGCCGGCAGAGGAGCCCUGCUGGUGGGCAGGAGAGUCCGUUCCACCCUUCUUUCCUCUCUGGGCUCUGCCUCUCUGCGGGCGGCGGUGUCCUCAGCCCGUUUCUGUGGCCGUGCCGCCGAAUCCAACCCUGGGUCGAGUGGCGCUGUCCCCACGGAAGGAGGGCCGAUAUUCCAUUUUGUAAUUCAAAGGUCAUUUGUUUCAAAUAUUUUUUCAAAAUUAAAAAAAAAAUUUAGAUUAACUCAACAUGAUAGGUAGAGGGGUAUAAAAUGGUAUCCAGAUUCUGAGCUCUUGGUAAAAAAUAGCUUUAAUGCAUCUUAGGUUAAAAGUGAUGGAACACUGCUUUUUUAGAAGACCUUACAUUUGGCAUUUCUCCGGCAGUCCAGUGGUUAAGACUCUGUGCUUCCCCUGCAGGGGGCGCAGGUUCGCUCUCUGGUCAGGGAACUAAGAUCACAGGCCAGGUGGCUUGGCCAAAAAUAGAAAAAAGACAUUUAUAGUCUAAGAGAGAGGUAAUGCAUGUAAGGAAAAUAAUUGCAGUGUAAUUGAUCUCUUUGUGCCUCAGUUUCCUUCUCUGUAAAACACUAGAAUAGUAUAUCCACUUCAUGAUGUUGAGAAAAUUAAAUGGAUUAAUAAUAUUAAAAUGUUUGGAACAGAGCUUUGCACUGUUAGCUGCUGCUAUUAAUUGUGUGAUGUGUAUAGUCGAAGUGCUGCACAAAGUAGACUGGAGUGUCAGCCUUAUUUUGGGAGGGUUAGAACAGGUUUUACAGAGGUUCUGGGGACUUCCCCUGUGGCCUAGUGGUUAAGCCUCUAUGUUCCCACUGCAGAGGGCCUGGGUUCAAUCCCUAGCUGGGGAAUGAAGUUCCCACAUACUGCUGGGUGCAGCCAAAAAGAAAAUAAUGUAAAAAUACAGAGGUUCUGAAUCGUAAAGGAUCAGGAGGAGUUUUUCAGAUGUUAUAGAGGAAUGCCAAUAAUUGCAAUUAUAGGCAGAGGAAAAAAAUACAAGAAAACAUAUGCAGAUAUGAACCAGGCUAGCACAUUUAAAAAAUGGAGUAAAUCAGAAUGAUUGGCAUAUAUGAUUAAAAAGGGGAGAGGAGAUUAGAGUCAGGGACAGGUCAUGGGUAGCCUUUUCUGUCACACAAAAGUUUCCUCUCCAACUUAAGUGUCAGUGUAGAAACUAGAUUAGGAAUGCUACUUUCACAUCAGCCUCAUUUGAGAGCAGUGAGUUGGUUUAGCUCUUAAAGCACCUGUUGUGUACCAGGCACCAUGCUAAGCUAAAUUCAGGAGAUUCAGGUAACAGGCCUGCUCUGUGAUAUUUCUGCUGAGUAACUAAAAUUCCUCAUUUAAAAGACCUCUGUGUUGAUACUAAAAAAAAAAAAAAAAAAACAACCCUGCCACAGACCAUGGCAGUGAGUGGGUCAGAGGUAAGAGUGAAACCCAAGAGGGAAUCCUAAAAUAUCAGGACUAAAGAAAUGGAUUGCUGGCAUACAGACUGCUUUCUGAUGUGUUGAGGCAAACUUUCGUUUCAGGGAAGGUAAGUCCAUCGACUGAUUCCAUUGUUCCUUGUUAUCCAGCCUUUCCCUCAGGUUCUCUUUAUCUUAAUUUUAACAGAGUGUCUCCUGAUUUCUUGUUACACAAUUAUUUCCAUCUAUCUUCUGAAUUCUAGAUUCAUAUGUGAAAAAUUGGGCUUGAGAUUAAAGCUUUUCAAAAUUACACUUGUGUUCAUUUGUGAUCUAAAGAGUAGAUAUAUUAAUAUAUUUGGAAGCCAAAAUAAGUGAAUGCAUAAAAAUACAACCAACUGACAUCCAGCCUGACAUAUUCAGCUAUUUGUUGCACAUUAUGUACACGGGGAAAGGGCCAAAACAGAUUGUGGACCAUAGUCGUUUGGAGGAAGGGAUUCGAUUUCUUCACGCCGACUACCUUUCUCACAUUGCAACUGAAAUGAAUCAAGUGUUCUCACCAGAGACUGUGCAGUCCUCAAAUUUAUAUGGCAUUCAGAUCUCAACGACCCAAAAAACAGCUGUCAAACCAGGGCUGGAGGUCAAGGAAGCUCCUUCCAAUAACAAUGGAAACAGAGCUGCUGUCCAGAGUGACCACCCCCAGUUGCAGCUCUCUCUUGCUAUUGGGCUGGAUGAUGGCACUGCAGACCAGCAGAGGGCCCAUCCUGCCUCCCAGGCCUUGGAGGAACACCAGAAGCCCCCAGUGUCCAUCAAGCAGGAGAGAUGUGACCCAGAAUCUGUGAUCUCCCAGAGCCGCCCCUCACCUUCAUCAGAGGUGACAGGCCCCACUUUCACCGAAAGCGGUAUCAAAAUACACUUAUGCCAUUACUGUGGGGAACGUUUUGAUUCCCGUAGUAAUCUAAGACAACAUCUCCACACCCACGUGUCUGGAUCCCUCCCAUUUGGUGUCCCUGCUUCCAUUCUGGAGAGUAAUGACCUUGGUGAAGUGCAUCCACUUAAUGAAAAUAGCGAGGCUCUUGAAUGCCGCAGGCUCAGCUCCUUUAUUGUCAAGGAGAAUGAGCAGCAGCCUGACCUCUCAAACCGGGGUGCCACAGAGCCUUUGCAGAUCAGUCAAGUGUCUUUGAUCUCCAAAGACACUGAGCCAGUAGAAUUAAACUGUAAUUUUUCUUUUUCAAGGAAAAGAAAAAUCAGCUGUACCAUCUGUGGUCAUAAGUUUCUCCGAAAGAGCCAAUUGCUGGAGCACAUGUACACACACAAAGGUAAAUCUUAUAGGUUUAACCGAUGCCAAAGGUUCGGUAAUGCAUUAGCCCAGAGAUUUCCGCCAUAUUGUGACAGCUGGUCUGACAUCCCCCUGAAAAGUUCUCGUUUGUCGCAAGAACAGUUAGAUUCGUCUUGUGCCUUAGAGUCAGAACUCACACAAGAAAAUGUGGACACUAUCCUGGUUGAGUAGCAGUUUCUCCUUCAGAAUUUUUAUAUCAAUUCUGAAAAAGGAAAUCCACAUGUGGUUUUUUAUUCAUAAAUUAUUUUCCUCCUCAAGUUCUUUACCAUUUAUCCCUAGUUCUAAGGUUGUAUAUACUACAUCUUUUUAUUGUAAAGAUAUAUCGAUACAUUGCUGCCAAAAUGUAACCUUCUAAUUAGGGCUGUAUUUUCCUCAGUUAAAUCACAAUUUAGAAAUGAGAAAUCAAUGUGGAAGUAUGGAAGUUUUUUCAGGUUGUAGAAUCUGUAAAAGCAAAUUGAAUAUGAAAUAAGUGUAAUCUUUUUUAAAGAAUGUUCUAAACUAUCACUUUUGGUUAAUGUUCCACAUGAAUUAAGCCCCUAUGAGGAUUAUUUUAAAAUAUUUUCUGCCAUAUAGGAAAUUAAUAGUUAUAUUAGUAUAUAAAUAUGUUAUAAUGUAUGAAACAUUUGUUUGAGGGUAUAACUAUACCAAAUCAUGAGUAAUUUUAAAUUACUGUUUAUUUGCUAGUUCUGCAACAUCUUGCAUGAUUGUGUGUGCAUGCUCAGUCACUCAGUCAGAUACUGGGGUGUGAUUCUUUGUGACCCCACAGACAGAGUGUCUGACUGUGACCCCAUGGACUGUAGCCUGCCAGGCUCCUCUGUCCAUUGGAUUAUCCAGGCAAGAAAACUGAAGUGGGUUGCCAUUAUGUGACUUUAUUUAUUUAACAUUGAGCAUACCUCAUUUUCAAUAAAAGUAUUUUAUUUAAAAGAGAGAAAAGGAGAAGAGUCAGAAACACACAAAACUUAGUCAGUAAGAUACAUACAUGUAGGUAAGUGUAGAUGCCGCCGGUGUUAGAGACAGCAGUUCAGACAGAUCUGGUGGACUGACACCCUGGUGUUGUUACCUUAAUCUAGUGUUUUCUUAAAGAAAUUAAGAGCAGUUUGAGAUUUUUAUGACAAGAGGUUUAUAUGAGCUUAAGAGGAAAAUGAUAGAAUACAGAUUAUCUUUCUAUCCAUAGUAUCAGAAGAUUUUAUAGAUUGAGUUGACAUUAAUUUCCUUUUCUUUUCCCCUUUUUAGCUAAGGAAUUUAUUUUUUAAUAUAAAUUUAUUUAUUUUAAUUGGAGGCUAAUUACUUUGCAAUAUUGUAUUGGUUUUGCCAUACAUCAACAUGAAUCCACCACGGGUGUACACGUGUUCCCCAUCCUGAAUCCCCCUCCCAGACAUUAAUUUUCUAACAAAAACCUGAAAAGGUACCUUUUCAGUGGCACAGUUUUCACUUUUUUUCUGGUACAUAAAACCAGCAGAGUAGAUACAGUCAGUGUACUAGAACUAUGUUUAAAAAUCAUGACCAGCCUUCCCUCUGUGAGUCAACUUAAUUCCCCUUUCUAAUAGUGAAACUUACAAAGCUAAAACUCCAGAAAAAUUAAAAUUGAUGGACCGAAUGACAGAUUCUUCUGCUAUGUGUAGCUGGGAAAAAGCUGGUCAAACUUUACCACAGAGGAUAGAUCUAAAUUGUUUCUGAUAUGUUUAAAUUUUAAAUACUAGAUAGUCAAGAAUAACCAAAGAGAGAGGCUUUAGAACACCCUCGUCUUUUUUGUAUGUUCCCCUGUUAAAUUCUAACUCUCACAAGUAUUUUAGUAAAUUUAAUAAAUUUGGUUUCUACAGCUUAUAAUUUAAUUGCAUACAAAAACUCUUUAAUCUCCCUGAUGACUGCACACUUCAUAGUUCCUGGCAUCAGAGUUCCUUAAGUGUCUGAGUUUAGUCAGGAAAGAGCUCAGAGAGAAAUCCAUCUCAUUUUAAGGGUGCAAGGAUUUCUCUGAGUUAUCGGUGAGUUUAGGUAGAUUAUGAAGUGGUAAGUUUUUCUUAAGAAGUGAAUGAAGAAAACCAAUGGGCAUUAUCUAAGGUGGUUGAACUUCUGUCCUAGAAAAGGAUGUGAAGCCUCAUGGGGUCAGGAUUAACGUGCUAAGAACAAAAUCUAAGUAGCUAUUGAUACAGAGUCAGUUGUAUCAGUCAGAAGUUAAAACAAAUGCAUUGCUCUUUAGUAUUAGAACAUCAUCUAAUCAUAUUCUUAAAUCAUUUCAGCAAUUAUUCAAACUUACGCUGUCCUCAAUGACUUCAUCACAUACGGUGAACACAAAUAUUAACAUUGAUUUCAUGUAUCUUAGGCUAUUCUGGAUAUAUUCCCUAGCCUCCUUCAAGUAAAAUUUUAUUUUUUCUUGUUUAGAUAAAAAUUUUCUUGAUUUUUCUGUUCUGUUUCCUUUCCUACUUGGUCAGUCAUUAGUCCUUGACACAAAAAGUAUGUGUAGCUUAAAGGAUGGGAUUUAGUGUGCAUAUGAGUUGUGGGUAGGACAGCAGUUCAAGGCAGAGUCUGGAUGAGGCAAGAGUUUGCUAUUGGCUGACUGUCCAUAAUAGACAACAUUAACUUAAAGCAGACAUUUAUCUACUUUGUUGAGUGUUAAGAAAGGAGUAGUUAACUGUAUUUUUAUUCUUAUUCAUAAGGUUCCUUUUAGGAAUUCAAAGCAAGUGUUCUUUCCUUCAUCUUUAUAGUAUUCUGUCUGUAUUAGGAAGUGGGAAAAUGAAUACUCCAUUUUAUAGGAAAAAAAUCCCCAAACCUGGGUUCCAGAGAGCCAGUGAGUAGUGGUAUGGGGAAUGAUUCCAGUUUUAUCUUUUUCAUUUGUUCAACAGGAAUAUUUUAAAAAUUAUUUUAUAAUUAAUAUUGUGCCCUGAGUAUUUUUAAAGACAUGAUUCCUAAGAAAAUCUACCUUGUGUAAAUAAGUUCCUCCAGCUAAACACUUUAAUUUUGACUACAUCAUUUAUAAAAUGGAGCUGAUAUCUUAGCCAUAUAGUAUGGUCUGCAUAAUGAUUGUCAAACUCUUGAAACUGGAAAUGCUGCGUGCACCUUAGUGUAUCAGGCAAGCACUAAACAGACAUUUCCUCUUUGGAUCAGCUUAGAAUUUCCCCUUUUUUUCUAGAUCCCACAUAUAGUUGUUUUCUGGAGGAAAACUGACUGUUGCAGUAUUUGUUCUUGUUAGCAUAUUGUUAAACUCAGUAUCUGAUAAGUGCAGUCUGCCUUAUAAGAAAACCAACAUUCUGGAUUUAUCUCUUGAAAUUAUUAUUUCUUUCUCUGAAUUAUUAUUCACUUUUCCAUCUGUAAAGUGUGUGAAAGCAAUCCCUACCUCACAGGGGUGUUGUGAGGAUUUGUUUUAAAAUUGUGGUAAGUUAUAUCAGUAUUAUUGAUGAAAACCAACCCUAUAGGGACUUCUCCAGUGGUCCAGUGGUUAAGACUUCACUUCCCAACGCAGGGGGUUCCGGUUCAAUCCCUGGUCAGGGAGUUAAGAUCCCACAUACCUCAUGGGUCAAGAAACGAAAACAUAAAAACAGAAGCUGUAUUGUGACGAAUUCAAUAAAGACUUAAAAAAACCAACCAUAUAAAGAAAAUUACAUUCUGCAUUUUUUAUGUAGCUAAACCUUUAACUUUGGUAUUCCAACUCAUAAAUUCUAGAAUGUCUUCAGAAGCAGUCAUGUACUAUUUAAUACUCAAUAAUUAAUUGGCAAAAUUUUUACUUUUUACAAAUACUCUAGAAACAGCAGAGUUGCUGGAAUUCCUAUUCUACCUUAGUUUAAUCCUAAGUAUUUCUCUUUAGCCUUUAACAAGAAAGAUAGUAAUUCUUUGGCAUUAUUGGGAAUGAAAACUUUCCAAGUUCAAUGUUACUGAAAGUUCCCCCAAACAUAUUUAUAUAUAGGAAAAGGAACAAAAGCAGUUGAGAAAAUACCAUUUUCAUUUCUUUGAUGUAGAUCAUCUAAAAAGUAGAUAGAGACAGGGAAUAGAGUAGGGAUAAUAACAGUAAUGUAUUAUGUUCUAUCAAAAUAGUAUUGGAAAAGGCUUCACUUAAAACUGAAGGAAAUACUUAUUAAUCAUGGGAAAAGAUAGUCUGGAAAAUGUAUAAUUCCAUUGAUGUUUAUUUGCACAGGUGAAUUCUUGAUAUUGUAACUCAGAUCCUUGAAAAGUAUCCAUUUUUUGUCUAAUUGAGGUAAAAAAUAGGCCAUGUGAAGAAAUUUCAUAACGUAACUUGUAUCUUUGUAUGUUUUAAACUAAAUGUAGCUCUGUGGUUUUUUAUUAUAAUUUUUAAAUUCCUAAGAAUGAAAUCUGUAAAUUAUUAUUCUUUGCUGUACUUCUGUAUGUGUAUGGUUGGACUAUCUGAAGACUGGUGAGAUUAUACAGUCCUUAGCCUGUCUGUCUUAAAUGUAAGGAAUUACAAACUGUGAUUUUUUGUCUUCAAGACCUGAAGAAUCCUUUGUGCUUCAGUGUGUAUCUGUCCACACUUGAUUACUUAGUAGAUAUUGUUCCAGUGCAAUUGAUGGACUGUCAUCAACUCUUCUGUUUUGUUCCAAAUAGUCAUUUAGUCAGAUUAAAUCAAAUAUCAACAUAAAAUGCUUUCAAAGAAACUUGGACUUAAAAAAUUUAAACCAAAAAAAAAAAGGAAAGGGAAAUUUCCUGGUUGUCCAGUGAUUAGGACUCUGUGCUUUCACUGCUGAGGGCCUGGGCUUGAUCCCUGGUUGGGGAACUAAGAUCCCACAACCUAUGUGGCACUGGCAAAAAACCCCCAAAACCUGUACAAUGAAAAAGGCCCCCUGAAUAAAUCUUCAAAGUACUACUAACACAUAGUAACAUAUAAUACAAGAGACUGAAAUCAAUAAUAUAUUGUAUGCUUAAACUCUUCCACGUAAUGUAUUGUGAGUUUGCUUCAGAAAUAUUCUUUCAGAAAGUUUUGUAUUCUCCAUUUGGAAUGAAAACAGUGAAUUUCAUGUAUUUUAUCAUGACAAAUAAAUUAAUGUGGCUUGAUCAUAAA
This is a messenger RNA of Bubalus bubalis (water buffalo), 8174 nucleotides long. RefSeq names its product zinc finger and BTB domain containing 25 (gene ZBTB25). Bases 2270 to 3340 code for a protein of 356 amino acids. Gene Ontology annotation, molecular function: RNA polymerase II cis-regulatory region sequence-specific DNA binding; DNA-binding transcription factor activity, RNA polymerase II-specific; protein binding. The record is from RefSeq and is a predicted model, not a curated record. Gene Ontology annotation, biological process: regulation of transcription by RNA polymerase II. The transcript is spliced from 2 exons. Gene Ontology annotation, cellular component: nucleus. NCBI's taxonomy places the organism in Eukaryota, Metazoa, Chordata, Mammalia, Artiodactyla, Bovidae.